Molecule: messenger RNA, 1262 nt
Organism: Phlebotomus argentipes
Lineage: Eukaryota; Metazoa; Arthropoda; Insecta; Diptera; Psychodidae
Product: RNA-binding protein 7
Exons: 3
Coding region: 47-640 (197 amino acids)
Biological process (GO): regulation of alternative mRNA splicing, via spliceosome
Cellular component (GO): nucleus
Molecular function (GO): single-stranded RNA binding
Source: RefSeq, a predicted model, not a curated record
GCUGUAUUCGCAUCAAAGAAUUCGCAUUUUCCACGCUUACUUCAGAAUGAGUGAUGAUAAAUCUCGCACUCUCUUCUGUGGCAAUUUAUCAGAUAAGGUUACCGAAGAACUGCUGUACGAACUUUUUCUCCAGGCGGGCCCCAUUGAUGGGGUGAGGAUUCCCAAGGCUCGAAAUUUCGGCUUCAUCACGUACCGCCACGAGUCCACGAUACCCUAUGCACUAAGACUCUACUCGGGGACGCGAUUGUAUGGUAGAGAGAUAACAAUUGCACAGCAAAACUCCCCCGGAAAUGAGCAAUCAGGGAAUCCCGCAAGUCAUGCUCAGCGGGGCAUGAUGCCACAGAUGAGGCCACCUCCCGCGAUUCCACCCGUCGCGAUGUUCGGCGGUAUGCUCGACAUGGAGCAGUUGCUGAGACUCGGCCAGCAAUUGAAUGCCAAUCUGCCGGACAACUUUGGUUCUUCAUCCCGCGGAGAUUACUUUGGUAACAACCGGACGCACGAUCUCGUGAAUCGUGAGAAGCACUAUCGCAACCGCGACAGUAGAAAACCGUACGGAAACAAUCGGCGACAAAGAGAUGACGAUACAAGAGGCAAGAAUCACAAGAGGAACAAUUUCCGGGAUCGACAUCACCACUGGUAAUGUACUCUCCACUUGCGGAAUUUCAUGUACAAAUCCCCCUUUCCAGUCUGUAAUCUCCAUCCAAAUGAUUUGUAUGAUAUCAAUAGACAUUUGCUCGGUCAUAACGUCCUUCCGGAACGUGAUUAUAAUUCCUCACAAGCGCCGCAACAUCAAUUCUCCGCCAUUCUCGUGGGUGGCGGCAAAUAAAAAAGGCUCGCCUGUGCCGGAGAUAAACAGGAAAUUCAGCUUAUGGCCAUUACGGUGCUCGAGAACUAGCCUCUCGUGGGCUAGUGUGUGUUUUAAUUCGUUCCACUGGACGUUGCUUUUAUUUCCGAGUGAAACGUGAUGUGACUUAAUGGGCCAACAGCUCGGCGAUCGCCUCGUAUGCCUGCUCAUUUCCCUCCAGCCUCCGCAACUGCUCCCGGGACUCGCCCAUCUGCCCUCGGAGGGCUAUUCAUGCCUCCCUGGAGUAGAAAGUGCACGGAAAUGAAGAGAGAUUUGAGGCCCAGUUGAUUAGUAACUUCUAUAAAAACGCGAAAUUAUCUACAGAAUUUUCUGCACACGAAAUCAUCAAGAGAAAAUAUUUCUCAGCACUUUAUAAUAAAGAUUAUGCUGAAAAACAAAAAUUGUGGAUAAAAGCGAA